Bursaphelenchus xylophilus (pine wood nematode) is the source of this 10655-nucleotide messenger RNA. Lineage: Eukaryota; Metazoa; Nematoda; Chromadorea; Rhabditida; Aphelenchoididae. The record is from the annotation of a GenBank genome assembly.
AUGUCGUUGCGCAAGAGCCUCUGCUGUUUUGUACCGGCCAGAAAGAAAUCCUACCAGGGGCAUCUCUAUCAGAAGGUGGAUCAGAAUAUGUUGGCGCGAAUCGACGAGAAUUACCCGAGGAAGAAGGGUUGCCGGAAUGAGGACAGCCAUCGGAUCGAUCACUAUGGAGAUGAGAUUGGGAGGGCUUCUCGACACGGUACGAUGGGCCGUUCCAAUUCCGGGAAGAGCCAUUCAUUCCAUCGGGCGGAAGAGAGACCUUCUCCGGAAGACAAAGCCCCUCAGAUCAUUUCUACCUCAUCGGAAGCUCUUCUGGAGAUUGAUGACGUUGGCUAUGCCAAGAUUCUGAAGCCCCCCAAGACACCAAAGCUCCCUCCGAAGAAGACAGAGGUUUGCAAUUUUGUAAUUAAUCAGAAACUAGUCUGGCGCCAAGUUCCAUCGUUAUAAAGUACAAGUUCGUUCAGCUGAAGGACUCUCAUCCGACCUAAUUCAGAAAAAAGCGGUCACUUCUCUUUAAAAGCUUUUGUAUUUAUUGUGAAUUCGUUUAGAAAAGUGGUCAUUCUGUCAAAUUAAGACACGUUCUAGAAUAUUCUUACAACCGGGUCUAUUCAGUUGAAACGCAAUCAAACUUUUUACACCUUUCCUGUAAAAACUCUGCAGGAGUUAUAACGACCUUGAAUAACCGAGAGAUGCAGGGCUAGUCAGUUGGGUCAUCAGGAACAGUAGGAGGGUUAUUAAGCGAGUGUUUUCCCUCGGAGCAAGGGUUUGUUUGAAUUAAACGACCUGAAAUGAUCGUUCACAAAUCGUUUAAUAGUUGAGGGAAGGCCGCGCGACUUAUUCCACCGGUCCCCGCAAUUUGCUAUUCAAUGGCCGAAAGCGAAAACUUGGGCCAUGAAAAUUGCAUGGAAAGCUUUUGUCCUCACAGCCGGAGAUUUCUGUCAUUGCGGUUAGGUUUCGGAAAAUAAAAGGACGGCCUGAGGGGCCGCUUCUGUUUUAUAUUCGGCCGACAACCUGUUGACUUCCAACGUUUACACCGCUCUCGAAAUGAGUCAAACUCUGGAGGUACGAUCGAUUGAGGCGCGUGGUGUAAUGUGUGAUGACUAGAGCGAUUUAAGGCUCUUUUAUGGGUCUCCUAAUAUUGUGGGAGCGACCGGCGGCGAAGAACGGAGGAAGGGAGUGGUGUGAGGUUAGAUUAGAGCGCGAAUUUAUUAUCAAAACGUCCGCUUUUAACACCUCCAUCUUCCUCAUCCAAUUCCAAACAACUUCUUACCUAAACUUUUCGGCUGGCGUCCGUAAUUCGAGGGUUUUAAGCCUUGCGUAGCACCUACGAAUUCGCCCGUUCCUUAUCGUUAAUCGAUUUCCGAAAAGCGACCUUUCCACAACCACAUCGUCAAGUCUUAAUUAGGCGUCGAGCCCACCUCUUCCGCUCCCCCGAAGUAUCAUUGACACGCUUAUCAGUUCUGAUCGUUGAGAUUGAGAAGUGAUUGCGGCGUCAUUGCGCAAGUCAUAUUUAACUGAGCCCUUCCUUUGCUAUUGAUUUACAAUUAAAAUUAUCGGUUUUAGAGCGCAGAAGAAGACAUGGCAAUGAUCGCAAGAGUGAAGCCGUAUCAACAAACAAAGCCGAGGGAUGAGAAUCCGAAUCCAAACUCGCACUACCAAUUCGAAGAUGUCACGGAUGAUCCGAAGGUACGGUAUAUUUUACGAAUUUCCUGGGAACUGUUGUUCUUUCCAACUUGUGUAUCCCUUCUUUCUUACGGUAGGAGAUUUUCUCCUAUUUUGAAACGUCGAAAAGUAAAGAGAGCAAGCACCUUCAGGGGGCUUUUCAAGUGACAAUUAUCUUAUAAUUGCAUCUCCAUUCAACCUUUUCCAGUAUCAAGAGCCCAAAUUGCCGGAUCUGGAAGGCGCUCUGGUCGAAUACUGUCGGAUCGAUAAGAACAAGCAGAAGCCACAGCCUCAGAUCCUCCAAUCUCACACGGUCGUCAGUGCCAGGGCCCCCAGUGAGGUCAGUUUUAAUCUAAUUUUAACUCUUAAAAGUUUUAAGUUACAAGUAUUUACAAUUAGCUUUCGAUUUCGUUCUAUUUAGGACUCCUUAGUAUUCUUUCAGAAGUGUCUUUCAUAGCCUCGGGGUUUUAGGAAUUGCGUGCUGAGAAAGGGGCGGCGUCGAGAUUAGUGGUCAAUUGGCCACUAAUGGCCAUGUUUUGGGGCUGGAUCGUAUUAGAAAUAACAUUUAUUGAAGUUGCAUUCUUUAUAGGAGGAGGGCAUCAUGGUACAUAAAACCCUUAUAUUUAUUCUAUCAUCUCUGCAAAAGUCGAAUAUCCGUAAAUUCAAUUGAAACCAUGUUUGAAAGCAUUUUGCGUGAUUGGGACUGAUCCUUAAGACCGAAACUCAAUUAUAAUAAUCAAGUUUAGGGAGUGUAAAAAGUGAGGAUUUGUCAGCAAAGACUGAAAAUCAUGAGAAGGCUCUGUUUGUCAUAAAAAUUGUCAUUGUGACCCCCUCCGCCCGUUAAUCUCAACAGUAAAUUUCCCGCCAAACCACAAUUGUUUACUGAGCAAGGCUUUCGCUCUAAGCCGAACGACUUAUUGAAACUUUUGUGGAAGAUGCCCUAAGGCUAUAAUCGGAGGCCAAGGGCAUUUUCUGAAAGGAAGGGAGAAGAACCGGAAACCGACACUUCUCUUCAGAACUCUUUCCUCUGAGAUUCCAUCGUUCCCGAAAAGAUUCGGCCUCGGUUUCUGCGGGCCUUUCCCCGCCUUAGAAAGCCUUCCAAUCCGGGGCUUUGUUGUUCUAAAUGGUCCGGCCUGACUUUUCGAAUCUGCGGCGGAUCCGGCUUCGUGUAUCUUGGGCCACGUUGUCCCAUCACUUUGGGGCCGUUCGACGGACUCAUCAAACGGACUGAUGACGCUUCCGGCGAGCGGCGAAUCCCUUUGGAUCCGGGGCCAGGAGUUGUAAGCCAAAGGGAUUGAGGGAUGAGCCACUAAUUGUAAAAGGAAGUGACGUCAUUACACUUAACAUGUUUAACGAUCUUUUCGGCUUGUUUAAAUUUUUUUCUUUUUUAUUCAAAAUGAUUGAGAAUCCCCAUCUUUUGGAAAGUGUAAACUCAUCUCCACGCCUGGCUCCUUGUUUAGACAAAGCUUUGAAAUCAAAAAUUCCGAGUUUUUUGUUUUCAGAAGCCACUUAUCGUUUGUCUUCUGUCAGAGGAUGGUAAUUCCAUUCAUGGUUCCAAAUGGUGUUCGUUUAUUUUCGGCGUUUUGUAUUUUUUGCUUUUGUGGAUAUAAAAGGGAACGGAUUUGGUUUACAAUUGUCAUAAACUUUAGGGACUGUAUGCAGUAAGCAGAUGGGAGCCCUAUUUUCCCUCAAAACAAUAGAGUUGCUUUCCAAAAGCUUUAUACGCCAAUCUAAAAAAUUUAAAUUAGAACCUCUAAGGUGACAGAUCUCCUCGCAUUAAUUUUUUACACCUUCAGGGCCUUGCCUUUCUCACAGCGCUGGCUUUUAUUUUUAGCUUAAAUAAUGAAAAGUUUUAAACCCAAACUCAUUCCAACCGUUGGGGCAAUUCCCUGAGGGCACAACUUGUUGAAGGGAAACGAGUGCGCAGUUGAGCGUUAUGACCGAGAACAGCCGGAUUUGGGCCAGAAAGUACCCCCCGAACCUGUUUAUUUGGCCGUAAUUGGAGAGCCGCGAUCGUUUGGAACUCUUAUUUUUUAUGAAAGGGGUACUGUAACGAGUGAUAGACUGGGUCCUGUCAGUUCUUUUUUUGUUUUGUCCUUAUUUUUACUGACUCGCCGUCUGGUUUACAUCCUUGGACAAAGACAGAAAAAGCAUUGGCCGGUGUCUGCAUUUGUCAUAUUUCGAUAAUUUAUUGUUCAGAAAUGGCCUUUUGUAAACACUCUUAGCAACUCUUCCCGAAGGCUGAUUAUAAAUGUAUAUGAUGUUUAUUCUAUUUUGAAUGAGUUUGUGACCAAGAAAAGAAAACUUUUUUCCUUUGCCCUGAGGUCUUGGAGGUCGAGAGCACGCUGAGAAUGGGGCCACUGUUUAUGGCCCGUUUAUUUGGGUCAGGUCGUGUGGUAUAUGCAAAACAUAUGGAUUAGUUUCUUUGACUGAUGUCCCCGUUCUUCGAGUCCGAUGUCCUCAGGCAUGCGGCUCUGGUGUUUAUAAUCUCGAAACUUUUCUUCUUUUAUUCAUUCUCCUGCAGCAGAUUAAUACAAGUUGGUUUCAGAAUUUUGGUGGAGCUUCGAAAGGUAGGGCGCAGCCUGCUCAAGUGUUCCGGCCUGCUGACCACAGACACAUGGCGCAUAUCAUCGAUGUGGAUGUGGGUCAGCCCUGCUCGAACUCGGCCAAAUGUCAAUGUUACGGGUUCAGGCCGCAUCCCUGGAGGUGAGUCUUUAAAGUUGUGAUGUCUCCUUGUUAUCUGUCUGGGCACCUCUUUUAACGACGGAUGACUAGACGACAGAUGUUAGACAAAGGUUGUUCAUUUCAAAUGGGGGCAUCUUCGUUUGAAAUGAAUCCAGAAACUUUGGGAAGUUUAAUUAGCAACUCGAGUGUUGCGUUUAUGAUAGAUAACGACUUCCCGGCCUCAUGAUCCCCAUUGCCCAUCCUCGAGCUUCCGUGCGAGGCUCCUCGAAUCUCUCCCUCCGGAUUUGAUAUGGGGAUUCGUUGGCAUCGAGAUUGGGUCUGACCCCGUCCGCCCGCCGAGAAGACAAUGGAAUGUUUCCGGUUGAGUAGAACAUGACUUUUGGGGCCGGGAGUGAAUCGGCCCAUCCUUUUAUCGACUCCGCUUUUACUUUUAUUGGUUUAUUCCAGUUGUUAUGUAAUGUUUGUGAUGUGCCGAGUAGAGUCUGUCACUUGUCGAUGCAUCGGAGAUUCGGGAUCCAUCGUUUAAACGAUUCUCAUUAGUUAUUAAUUCGUAUGUUUUUUCAUUACUGUGGUGCUUUAUUAAAAGUUUCCGCAUCGCAUACGGCCUUUCUCGUCUUCUUGCGCCUCUACCAAUUUUUCUAAUUUACAAUGAGAUGAGAAACGAAUGCACAAGACAUAUUGUUAUAUAACAUUUCUUCCCGUAUUUGUGUGCUCCGGAUUUCCUUUUUAUAUGAAACGUUAAUGUCAUGGUAUCUUCGCAACAUGCCAUUCAUUGUUACGGUGGUCAUCCUUCAAGCCCUCGGCCGAAACCAUAAGUUGUUGGCGGCGCGGUCUCUCAUAUAUCAUGCCGUUAUUUGAUUAUGCGCCUUUUCCGCAGUUUUCAGAAUCUCGGAAGCUGGCAUGGACCUUGAUGAGCUCUGAGGCGCUAAACAGUUUCUUUUUUUUGCAAAAGAGCUGAGAAGCCGGCGGGCGCUGGCCCUUUGUGUGUACGGACACAACGCUCCGCCCAUUUCUGCUUUCCGUUGGCGCCUUAGGGCGGUUGGUUAAAGAGGGGUUUAUCUGACUGGCUGUUAGUUGGAAUAUCGAGGUUGAGGCCGCUUAUUUUUCCUAUCCCUCCAAGUUUGACCGCCUGGACAGUCCCCGGGGCCGGUCGGGAUCCACGCCCUUCAACCCGGACUCGGUAGCGGGAAGACACUGAAAGAAGACGAAUUCAUAGCCAGAUUCUCGGUCAAAACACGAAUCCCGAAGCCUCGCGACCACUGCCCGCCGGUCCGCCAGGAGCCCGAAAUCGGGGGUCACUUUCUUCAGAAGGCAAAAACAAGACCGUGAUCCCUUCGGACGUUCUCCUGGCCUCUGGGUGUUGAGUCGUGGCGCCGGGAAAAUUCCUCCGCCGACUCUUCCGAGCCCCAAAGGAAGGGGCUCCGCGACAGCACGAUGAGGUCAAGGCCGCGCCACAUGCCCCUCAGAGUUCGGCCGGUGGACAUUGUGCCCAUCCCUCGGCCUCGACAUCUGUUCCCUCUACCUCGGGAGAGCGUGUGUCACCCCUGAAAAACGGGGACCUUCGGCUUCCUCUACAUAAUCAUCGACAUCGAGAGUCGAUCCACAUUGAGCAGGCUAGUCCGCCCUCUUCUCGACGUCCCAAUUCUUCGGGCAAGAAACCGAUGGUGCAAUCGGAUGUCGCAAUGUAGGUACGGGUCAUGUCGGGUGGGUAUUGCUUUGAUGGUAGUUCUUUUGAUUGACAACUUGUCAGAGGGAAAUUCCAUUGAGAAUUUAUUUCUUUGGAUUUCCCAGAGCAAUAUAAAAUACGCCGUGUGUGUUCAGGUUGCAUGCUGGUAAUCUUAUCGUUUCGCCGUUAUGUUUUUUAUCGUUUUAUCCUGUUCCAAUAUAACACCAGCGAAAUACGUAACGCAUUCUUCACUUUUAUGUGCAUCCAGUGACUGAAAGUGGAGCUUUCGUAUAUUUUCGUUUGGCCGGAAUUCGUAAAUCGUAACAAGUCUUGCGUAAUAAUCAGGAAGCGAUUUGUACCAUAAAAUUUUCCUGAGGCAGUCGAUGGGUUUGUAUUUUCUUAUGCGUUUUUAUAUCGUUGCCUUAUGGAUUUCCAUUCCAUUUUUAUGGCCCCAGUUGAUUUGGCCGCUUUCGAGCCGAAAUUUGAUCUUCCAAAUUUUAAAAAUAGAAGCUGCGGACUUAUGCGUUCAACACAAAUCCACUCAAGCGAAAGUCUUCUUCAAAUGAAUUUGAUUUGGGGUCCAAGAUUGGGAUGAACAGAGAAACAGAGAUCUUGGAUGGUUAUGAGCUCCGAUAAGGGAUUCAAGGGCAAACAGAAAAAAACCGGAAAAUGAAAGUGAAAGGGGAUGCGCGUCUGAUCCGAAUCUGAAUCUUUGUUUCAUUCCUCAGCGGUCAUCUUGACUGAAUAGACCUUAUUUGUCAUCACCUGAGCGGAUCCGACUCCAUCCGGCGUCUUUGACCGUUGCCUUCUGUUAUAAAUAACAGCUCUAUUCCUCUGUCUGAACGCUUUCCCACGGACUGUGAUGGGCCUUCAGAAGCGCUCAUUCACGUCCUUAUUCCGUCGUAAUAAGCGGUAUUGUUUUUUUUAUCUCUUUGGCCAAGUUGUUUAUCACCUUUUUUUAUCAUUUAUAUGAUUUGUUUUCAGAAAGGUUUGUGUCCAUUGUAAAUGUGACCGAAACGAGCAUGAUGUCGACUCCAAUAAAGUGCUGACCGUCUACGAGCGCCUCGGAAUCAAACCCAAGGAAGGAACACAGGUAAAUUUUGCUUACUAGACUCACUAAACUAAGAUGAUUGGAUGCUGCAAGGCCGAGAUUAUAAAUGGGAUAAGCCCAUUUCUAAUCUCUGACAUACAGCUUUCCUUCCUUCCCAAAAGUUGUAGGUCUAGGCUGAAUUUGUUUCCGCUCGGCUUCCUCUGAAUCUCCACAAAUCUUCAUUCAGAUGCCUCAGAAAAACAACGAGAUUGGAUCGGCGGGGCAUGGGUACACUUGGGUGCCCCCCGGCUUGCCUCGGGCCAAGGUCGAAGAAUACAUGAACAAACUGCCCAACCAUGUGGUACCGCGGGUGAAUUCAGCAGGAGAAAAGUAUCGGGAAAAGCAACUAAUGGUCCAAUUGCCUCGUCAAGACCUCUCUGUAUCUUAUUGUAAGCACCUGAGAACAGCCGUGGAACGGCGGAUUUACGACGAAUUUGUCAACUCCAGGAACGAAGUGGCCCUUGAUAUCGGAUAUGUAAAUGCAGCAGUUUCCGCAACUACGGUAAUCUUUUCUUGACCAGUUGUUUUGAACUGCUUUUAGCCAUUUUUUUGUCGUAAUGAGGUCAUCCCAAAUUCGUUUAGGAAUGUCGCAAGUGCAAAGGAAUUCUGGAGAAGGGCACCAUGGCUGUUAUUUCACCCAAAUUGGGCGACGAUGCUGGCUGGCACCCGGCAUGUUUCUCCUGUGAUACCUGCGAACAGGUACGUUGUUUACGCAUAAUACAUAUUAAAAUUCCGGCAACAAACAUAACUUCAAGCACAAAUUUCUAUUGUUUGAUUGAUGGGGAUUUACAAUGUAGUCAGAGGAAUGGUUUAGUAGAUAUUAUAUGUUCAGAAAAAAUAUUUGGUGGGACACUCUUGGGAUUUAUUUGACAUAAAAAUUUUUAAAUGAAAUACGGUGCAAAAUAAUUUUAUUUUUGUAUUAUAAAAAAAUCGUUUUUACAAUUAAUCUUUGUAUUUUUUCUUGUUAAAACUCAUAGUUUAUACGAUCACAGUAAAAGGGCCGGUACGAAGCUUAAGGCUUUAUAAUACCACUUAAAAUAAAUGGUAUUUUUCAGCUACUGGUGGACCUAACGUAUUGCGCCAGGGAAGACAAGAUUUAUUGUGAAAGACACUAUGCCGAACUCCACAAACCAAGAUGUUCUGCGUGUGAUGAGGUGAGUGAAUAUCCGGGAUGGGGUUGGAUUACAGUAUUGGGCCGGAAAUUGUCCGUCGGGAGGUUUGGACAAACAACCCUGAGUGGGGUCAGGUAGUUUUGUUGGGAGGGGGGAAGGAUGGGAAGCCGGGUUUGGAAGGUUAGAGUGCGAAUUGUAGUCUAGAGAAAGGCUGGUCUGGAAACAACUCGUGUUUCCAACAUGACUUUGAAUUUCGGAUGGCCCGGUUUUAAUAUACUGUAUUUAAAUUUACGGUGAUCAUCAAAGAAUGAUGAUUACUGUAACGGUUCGGAAAAGACUGAAAAAAUAAUUUUUUUGCUGAUUUGCAAAAAAAGCUAUUAUCAGUCUGUCGGGAAAAUAACGGCGGGUCGUCGUGCCUUGGAAUCGCCCGCCCAUCAUCGCUUAGCGACGGCUGCCGCAGCUGGAGAUUUGGUGCACGACUGCACCUUUUUUCGACAAGGCGAAAUAUUUUGCUGCGACGACCCGCCGUUAUUUUCCCGACAGUCUGAUAUCAAAAACUACCCAUUUUUUUAAUUUUUUUAUUUUACAAAGUUUUUUUACAGUACAGUUGUAAAGGGUUCUGCUGCAAUUGUAACUCUCAAAAAGACAUAUCUAUAAUAAGUCGCAGCUCGGCCCCUCGGCUUCCUAUGGAGCCGAUCGCUAGGUAUGCCAUAGCCGCUGUUCCUUUUAUUUCCGGCGUUUUUAUCAACUGUCGGCCAACAGGCGCUCCCCCCUUUCAGGUCCUCGGGCACACUUGGCCAAACAUUUCUAAAGUUUGCGACUGAACUCUCAAAACAUGUUCUCCUCUAAUCAUGCAUAUAUGUGCGCCAUUCGAUUCUUAUUCCUCUUUUGUUUCGCUCGAACCGCGGGCGGCGGGGAUGGAUAUGACCCGAGGGGAUUAAAUCGUCCAGCCACGAUGCGCUGCAGACUCUCCGCUUCCAAAGAGUUUUGCUUCUGGCCAUGCCCAUAAAACGAAGGUCUCGAAUAUUUUAUGGCCGUAUUAGUUGAUCUCAUCACUAUCUUUUGGAUUUAUCUUGUUCACGAGUUCAAUAAGGGGGGUUUCAUUAUGACGAGGACAUGCUCGAACAGCUGAUCUCACCCACUCAUUGUCAUUAAGACCAUUUUCCCCUCUAAUUGUUGGGGUUUCCGUGUUUUAGGUUCAGACCUCCAUCUCUUUUUGAUCUUUUUAUAAUUUCAUUAAAUGUUUUAGUUAAUCUUUGCUGGAGAAUAUACCAAAGCUAUGAACAAAGACUGGCAUUCCGACCACUUCUGUUGCUGGCAGUGUGAUACGACAUUAACCGGACAGAGAUAUAUCCUCAGAGAUGAGCACCCAUACUGUAUCAAGUGCUACGAAGAAGUCUUUGCCAAUACCUGUGAUGAAUGUGGAAAGGCCAUCGGGAUUGAUUCCAAGGUAAGCCCUGUGUUCUUUCUGUCUUGUCUUAUAACGUUUGUCACAGCUGGAGAGUCGUCAAGAACAAAGAAAAUGACAUCUCCGCACAUGGCUAACAACAUUUCGAUGAUUUUGCUAGAUUGUUAUAUCAUCAUAACGACUAGUUUGUUUUAGGAUCUCUCUUACAAGGACAAACACUGGCAUGAAGAAUGUUUCCUCUGCUCGAUGUGUCGUUUCUCCUUAGUGGAUCAGCCGUUCGGCAGUAAGAACGAGAAGAUCUUUUGCUCCAACUGCUACGAUCAAGCAUUUGCUACGCGAUGUGACGGGUGUAAUGAAAUCUUCCGGGCUGGGAUGAAAAAAAUGGAAUAUAAAGGAAAACAAUGGCACGACAAAUGCUUCUGCUGUGCCAUGUGUAAGACACCGAUUGGAACCAGGAGUUUUAUCCCCAAAAACGAUGAGGUCUUUUGCUCCAAUUGCUAUGAAGAAAAGUUCGCAACUCGCUGCUGCAAAUGCAAAAAAGUCAUCAACUCGGGUGGCGUCACAUACAAAAACGAGCCCUGGCAUCGAGAGUGUUUCUGUUGUACAAAUUGUGACACCUCUUUGGCUGGGCAGCGGUUUACGUCAAAGGAUGACAAACCUUAUUGCGCGAACUGUUAUGGAGAACUGUUUGCCAAAAGAUGUAGCGCCUGUGUCAAACCUAUCACUGGUAUGUUUGGGACUUGCUAUCCACUCCUUUGGUCUCUGAAGAAUUUGUUUGAUACCUCUUUGGAUUUCAGGGUCUUCUCAAAACGAAAGACCUUGAGAUAAUUGAAUUCGAAUCAGUUGAGAUCACUAAAUAUUUCAGGGAUCGGCGGCGCUAAAUUCAUUUCCUUCGAAGAUCGGCAUUGGCAUAACGAUUGUUUCAUCUGCGCCCAAUGUACGGCCUCGUUGGUUGGGAAGGGAUUCAUCACUGAUGGAGCAGAUAUCCUUUGUCCGGAGUGUGCCAAGGCCAGACUGAUGGCGGCCAAUGCCUAG